Cantharellus anzutake is the source of this 741-nucleotide messenger RNA. RefSeq lists its product as uncharacterized. The record is from RefSeq and is a predicted model, not a curated record. The coding region runs from base 1 to 741 and encodes 246 amino acids. Lineage: Eukaryota; Fungi; Basidiomycota; Agaricomycetes; Cantharellales; Hydnaceae. The transcript is spliced from 3 exons.
AUGGGUCUAGCACCUAGCCCCCUCUGGGAGUUCUUUCACAAAUUGUCUGAGUUUUAUGGGAAUAAUAAGACACACUAUGCUGCUAUAUGCAAAGGGUGUAUCGAAUCACACAUCACAGCGCUUGAAAAUGAAGACACGGAAAAAUUGAUGUUGGGCACUAUAUCCGAGAGGUGGAACUCAGGGCAGCUGCGAACUCCCUCCCAAAAUCCAAGGAUCUACUGCAAGGCUUGCACAACACCUAAUGGCCGUGAGGCAGGAAUGGCCUGGAAACGCGCACAAGAGAAGCAGCCUUCACCCCUCCCUUGGCUAUCUAUCAGCACUGAAAAUCCGUCAACUAUCCACACCUCUCCAUCUCCAACUCCGACCCCUCUGCUACUUGUCCCUCCCACAGACAACAUUCCAACACGCCGGAGAAGCUUCUCACAAAUUCCACCUCACCCCCUAGAUCUAGAUCAGGCUGUACUUGAACAACAAUUGCUUUGUGCAAUUGUGUCAGCUGGGUGGUCUUUUCUCUCAGUUGAUGAUCCAGAGGUCAUCAAGCUGUUCUCUCUAGUGGGAAUUAAACUCCCACCUUGGAAGCACCUAUCGGGAAAGGUCCUAGAUGCUGAAUACAAUUCCCGUCAAGAAGUGUUAACUCAAAUGAUGGAAGGUGCAUACGCAACUGGGCAAUGUGAUGGAUGGAAAGACACAUCUGUUGUAGUCAUGUUUCAAAGUCCGGCUACUGAAUGGAGAACUUACUGA